Molecule: messenger RNA, 800 nt
Organism: Nylanderia fulva
Lineage: Eukaryota; Metazoa; Arthropoda; Insecta; Hymenoptera; Formicidae
Product: pre-rRNA-processing protein TSR2 homolog
Source: RefSeq, a predicted model, not a curated record
GUAUACAAUUCAUGCCGUUCGCGUUUCCUCUUCUGCAGCUUCUCGCGAUAGCUGUUCCUCUUUAUUUUGAUCGCUUGUAUCUCCUCAAAUGCAUCCGACAUGAUUCUCGUAGAUUGUACACAAAAUCAUACUUUAAAUACGCGGAAAUGCAAUUACAACUUCGUUGAUCAGACGGAAUUGAAGAAUCCAAAAGCAGAAAUUUUAUGCACACAAUCUGAUGUGGUAUUUACAUAAAUCUAUUAAUCUAAGUUAAUCUAAAGAUGGCACACACAAAGUCAUUCUUCUUGUCAGUUACUCAACGUAUUUUUAGCAACUGGACAGCUUUGAAGUUAGCGGUAGAACAUGGCAUAGCUUCAGUAGAGAAAGCAGUAGAAUUUUGUCCUUAUACAACGGAAGUACUAUAUAUGAAUGAGGGACUGACCAGUGAUCAGAUUGCUGCUGAAUUAGAGGAUUAUAUGGAUGAACAACUUAACACGAUACUGGAAGAUAACAGCACUAUACAAGUAGCAGAGGAAUUAUUAAGGUUUCAUCGAUAUUGCAUGGAGGGUAAUGAAUCUACAGCAAAAACGGAACUUGAGAAAUUACCACCGUUACAGCCUUGGUUCACCUGUGAACGACCUGUUCGAUCAACUCGUCCUUUGCCAUCAAAAGAGGAUAGUAGCUCAGAUGAUGAUAUGGAUGUAGAUAAAAAUGAACAGGAAAACGAUGGAUGGACAGUAGUCACAAGUAGGCGAAGUAAAUAAUUUCCAAUUUUGUAUAAAACAUAUUUUUACUCUUAACGGUUCUUUUUUCUAUAUAUA